Xyrauchen texanus (razorback sucker) is the source of this 1742-nucleotide messenger RNA. RefSeq names its product natterin-2-like. Lineage: Eukaryota; Metazoa; Chordata; Actinopteri; Cypriniformes; Catostomidae. The transcript is spliced from 3 exons. Bases 703 to 1644 code for a protein of 313 amino acids. The record is from RefSeq and is a predicted model, not a curated record.
AUAGUUAAAGUACAAACUUUUCCUACAAAAUGCUUUGAGUAGCAAAUUAACAUUGCAAAAAAGUUGCACCAUUUUCUGUUCAUUUCAAUCAUUUGGCAUUUCAUAACAUCCCAAGUAUUCUAUAAACAAUUUUAUUUCUAUUGUAAUUGGAUCAGUCAAUGUGAGCCCACUUUUUAAACAGCGUUUGUUUCUUUGUGUUGAAGACAAUGAGUUUAUGGUAAUGUAUUUUGGUAUGUUAUUUUUUUUUUUGCUUUAAAUCAGUUUUUAAAACACGGUUUUGCACAUACUUAGUGACCAAAGUUCAGCUCUCCCGGUCAAUGAUUCAGCAUCUCUUCAGCACCUGCAAUCAAAAUUAACUAGCACCACUCCUGCUUAUGCAAAUGAAACCGUUGGAGUUUGGGAGGUUCUUUAGUCGUCUGUUGUGUAUUCUGGUAGUUUCACAGGUCUGUUCACAGGAGGAGUUGUUUUACUCAGCGAGUAUAUAAGGUUGAGCUCAUCCUUCAUUGCUUCAUUGUGUCUGCUGAGGUUGCAGUAAAUCUUACUUUUAUUGAUAAUUCCUGUAUUGUAACAACAUAUUAUUUGCAGCUGAUAAGACUUUAAUAUUUACUGGGGACACGAAUAAGUGUAAGAAGAUUUUAUCCAUCAGAUAUAACGUUUUGAUCAAGGUUUCAGCAAAAAAGGAUUUGAGAAUAAAGACUGAAAAUGGCGGUAGUUGCUGGUUUUGGUCCACUGGUAUCUUAUAUUGGUGCUGAAGAGGGUGUUGCUCUACAGGCUGACAAUGGCCAGUUCCUCAGCUGUAUUGAUCGCUCAAAUAUUUAUAACAUAGAAGCUGCCAAGAGCACCAAAGACCCUUGGUGCAAAUUCAUAGUGGAGAAAGUCAAUGAUUCGAAAGUCCGGCUCAAAGACCGGAGGGGUGUUUACCUCAGUCGAAUUGACAGGUCUGGUGUCAACCAUAUCGAGGCAGCCAAAGCUAAGCCUGAUGUAUACUGUGAGUUCAGUGUCUUCACCAGGAAUGGGAAAGUCAUAUUUAGAGCCGACAAUGGCCUGUUCUUAAGUCGAUAUGAUCGGGGUAAUCAGAACAUCGAAGCUGUUAAAGAAGGUGUUGAUGAAUAUUGUGAAUUUGCACUGAGUAUCGGGGAUAUCAUUAGCCCCAUGUUUGAAAUUGUCAAAAUAGAUUUUGGAAAAAUUCCAGACCUGAGCGACAAGCCAUCUGUGGUGAAAACCGACUACUACAUCAAUGAAAGCAGUGUGAAUCAAUCCCACACCUUCAAACUAAACUGGACGGACACAGUCACAGAGACCACGACUUGGACCCACACAUGGGGGGUGUCCUCUACUGUGUCUUCUGAUUUUAAAUUAUUAAGUGUUGAAGUCACCAUCUCAUACUCAGGACAGUAUAGCACCAGCUCCUCAAAAGAGAAAUCCAUCUCCAUGUCAGAGGAAACUACCAUCACAAUUCCUCCCAAAACCAAGAUCACAGUGAAACUGAUGGUCAACAAGGAUGAUGAUGCUGAGAUUCCCUUCACAGCUACAAUCAAGAAGACCAAGGCCAAUGGAGAGGUUAAGAUGUUCACUGAGAACGGCACAUGGAGGGGUGUGGCUUAUGAAAAUGUAAGUCUUAAAAUCGAAGAAGCCAAAGUGUAAGAACAGAUAUAGAAGUUCAAAGCAAAACAACCCGUGUGUAUGGAGUGAAUUAACAAAUCAAGCUUUUAAAUAUAAUCAUAUAAAAUCCAUAUUUUAUC